AUGCACAGGGGGCUGGCAGGGCCCAAGCGCCACCACCACGCGAAACGCAGGAACAAACUCCCGCAGGCUCGAGAGAGCGAAAACGCGGGAGGCCAAAGCGCGGGGCCUGACCCCUUCUCCCCCGCUGCCCCAGAGCCCUUCCGAAGGCCCAGUCGUUUGCGCUCGGGUAAUGGACCAGUGAAAGUUACUGGAAGAAUCAGUGGCUUGGUUGACGGAGAUCAUGGCUUCCAUGUCCAUGAAUUUGGGGACAAUACAAAUGGGUGUACCAGUGCAGGUUCUCACUUCAAUCCUGAAGGCAAGCAGCAUGGUGGACCAAAGGAUACAGAGAGGCAUGUGGGAGACCUUGGCAAUGUGACUGCUAAAGGAGGAGUGGCAGAAGUGGAAAUAGAAGAUUCCAUCAUUUCUCUAAGUGGACCACACAACAUCAUUGGACGUACCAUGGUGGUCCAUGAAAAAUGCGAUGACCUGGGUAGAGGGGGAGAUAAUGAGAGCAAAUUAACUGGAAAUGCUGGCCCUCGUUUAGCUUGUGGUGUAAUUGGAAUAGCGAAGUGCUAAGUAUGGUACCCAAAAUGCUUAAGACAACAGCGAUAAAUGGGCUGUAUUUCAUUGCGAAUGCUGUACUUGCCCCUCCUUGUGCAAGAUCUAUCACUUAAUCUCAUUACUACUCUGCAUUCUGAGUAUCACUGAAACUGGUGAAGACUGACUUAAUUUUGUAUGAUGUAUAUUGUAAUUAAAGUGAGCCUGAUGGAAUGUCUCUGUAGUCUUCUGCUAAAGCAUCUGCUGUAACCAUUCAGUGUAGUCUCAGCUAACUGGAGCUCCUCUCCUGUGUGGUGGAAGAUGUGCAGUAGCGUUUGCGGCCUGAAGGCCCCAGCUGCUUGGCGUGCUGUGUGAGCUGGAGGGUUGGCCCUAGGAGCUCCAGCGGGAAGGCUCACCACAGAGCGGUAGGCGCUGUAUGCACCGGGGGCUUCCUCAGCGUCUGUAGGUUUCAAACUUGUGUAAUAAACUUGCUGGGCAAAUACA
Egretta garzetta (little egret) is the source of this 1020-nucleotide messenger RNA. It is a transcript of the gene SOD1, whose product is annotated as superoxide dismutase 1. Gene Ontology annotation, molecular function: copper ion binding; superoxide dismutase activity. NCBI's taxonomy places the organism in Eukaryota, Metazoa, Chordata, Aves, Pelecaniformes, Ardeidae. The record is from RefSeq and is a predicted model, not a curated record. Gene Ontology annotation, cellular component: cytosol; mitochondrion; peroxisome. The transcript has 7 exons. The coding region runs from base 1 to 555 and encodes 184 amino acids. Gene Ontology annotation, biological process: removal of superoxide radicals.